Molecule: messenger RNA, 1256 nt
Organism: Thecamonas trahens ATCC 50062
Lineage: Eukaryota; Apusomonadida; Apusomonadidae
Product: delta-5 desaturase
Exons: 2
Coding region: 25-1233 (402 amino acids)
Biological process (GO): lipid metabolic process
Cellular component (GO): membrane
Molecular function (GO): oxidoreductase activity, acting on paired donors, with oxidation of a pair of donors resulting in the reduction of molecular oxygen to two molecules of water
Source: RefSeq, a predicted model, not a curated record
CUCUCUCUCUCUCUCGCACUCAACAUGGUUCACGAGACGUCGGAGCCCAAGGAGAUCACCAUCGAUGGGCGCAUCUACGAUGUGUCGUCGCUCGAGGGCAAGCACCCGGGCGGUGGGGUGUUCAAGUUCUACUUUGGCAGCGACGCCACGGUGGCCUUCAACGAGUUCCAUGGCCGCUCGCCGCGUGCCUACAAGUGGCUCAAGACGCUCAAGUCGCGGCCGGCUACUCAGCCGCUGUCGCCGCUUGAGCGCGACUUCCGCAUCUUCCGCCAGCAACUUGUGGACGAGGGCUACUUUGAGCCUUCGUACAUCCACCUUGCCUACCGCUUCGCCUUUCUCUUCUUCUGCCACUGGGUGGCCUUCAAGCUCAUGUUUGCCGAGUGGUACUUUACGGCUGCGCUCUGUCUUGGGUACGCCGGUGGGCACUGCGGGUGGCUCAUGCACGAGUUUGGGCACGGGUCCGGCACCGGGUACAUGUGGCUCGACCGGCGGAUCCAGGAGUUUGUGUACGGCGUGGGCGACGGGAUGUCGGCUGGCUGGUGGCGGUCGCAGCACAACCGGCACCAUGCGAUGCCGCAGCACCUGGAGCAUGACGUGGACCUGAAGACGCUGCCGCUGGUGGCGUUCCACGCUGAGAUCGCCAAGAAGGGCAACCCGUUUUGGCUCCGCUUCCAGGCCUACCUCUUCCUCCCGGUCGUCACUCUGCUCGUCACGCUCGGCUGGCAGUUCUUCCUCCACCCGCGCUACAUGAUCCGCAAGGGUAAGUGGGCUGAGCUCUUCUACCUGGCAGUCCGCUACGGUGGCGUGGCGUACUUUGUCCUCCCGCAUCUCGGCUUGGCCAAGACGCUCAUGAUGUACAUCGGCGGCGCGCUCUUUGGCGGCAUGUACAUCUUCACCAACUUUGCCCUCUCGCACACCCACAAGCCGGUGGUCCACAAGGGCGAGACCAAGGACUGGAUUCGGUUCUCUGUCGAGCACACCACCAACAUUUCGCCGGGCAACUGGUUCAUCACCUACUUUGUCAUGACCCACCUCAACCAGCAGAUUGAGCACCACCUCUUCCCGCAGAUGCCGCAGUACCGGUUCUUCAAGCUUGUGCCGCGCGUCCGCAAGUGGGUCGAGGACCACGGCCUCGAGUACGACACGCGCGGCUACUUUGAGACACUGUGGGACACGCUCCGCAACCUCGAUGAGGUCGGCAAGUCGGCCGGCGAGCACGCCCACAAGGAGUAAUUUUGUAAACAGGCUUCACCCUC